CAUGGCGGACGUGUUAACAAAAUGACAAGUACUUGCUAGUUUCCAUUUACUAUUGAAUAAUAUCUGAAGAAAUAAAUAGACCCGUCAGAAUUGGACUAAUUUCACAAACAGUUAACAUGGAAUAAAAGUUGGUAUGCAUAAGCAGAAAAUUAAACAGUGAAAUAGCACAUACCAGUAGGACCUGCCUAUGGAUAAUAUGUUCACCAUAAGCAGACUUGUCAAGACAGGUUAAGUGCUAUUCUAGGGGGAUAAAGCUGAAGAAAAACAUUCCAAAAAUAUUUCAAGAGGAUGUCUGCUGGUUUAAAACACAGUACAUCAGUUUCAUCUUUAGCAUCCAUGGAUAAAGGAACAAAUAACGAGGAUAUAACUCUUUCAUCAUUGCAUUCCCAUUACUCACGUCGAACAUCGGCAAACAUGGUACUGGGUCCUGGUGGGCCAUCGUCAGGCUACCAGUCACAUGUUCGACCUGAGAACAGACAGCGUCAGACUGAUAUGACCAUGGAAAGAAUGGAUUAUGAUGAUGAUAAACGUCAGAGAAGUCAGGCAAAGACGAAGAGGAAAAAGCGUAGGAAUAUGAUCACUGCAAAUUUGAGUGGCACUAGAUAUGAUGUCAUACGACAGAUGGUAGAACAUAUUGGGUUUAGUGUUGCCAAAGAUGAUGAUCCAACUUGCUUCUUGAUAUGGAAUGACUCAUUUGUAUCAACAGAGAAGAUAUCUGAUUUGAAGCCUUAUCAGAGAAUAAACCAUUUUCCAGGGAUGGGUGAGGUCACACGCAAGGACAAUUUAGCUCGUAAUAUGAUGAAAAUGGCAAAGGCAGUUCCAGAAGAGUACAACUUUGUUCCUCGGACCUGGAUACUGCCAUCAGACUACAACAUCAUUCAGAAUUACAUGAAGGAUUUAAAAGCACAUAAAAAGUCAAAAACAUUUAUUGUCAAACCAUCAAAUGGUGCUCAAGGGCAUGGGAUCUCUUUGUAUAAAAACCUGGAAAAAAUCCCAGCACAAGAACAUUUCAUUGUUCAGGAAUAUGUUGAAAAACCCUUGUUAAUGGAUGGCUAUAAGUUUGAUUUGAGAAUCUAUGUGUUGAUAACAUCAUGUGAUCCACUGAGGGUGUUCCUGUUUAACGAUGGACUAGUUAGAAUGAGCACUGAGAAAUAUCUGCCACCUGCUGAAAAUAACAUAAGUCACCUGUUUAUGCAUUUAACAAACUAUUCUGUCAACAAACACAAUGAAUUUUAUGAAAAAGGAGCGAGUCUGGAUGCAGGAAGUAAAAGAUCUAUUAAGUCAUUUAAUGAAUAUCUCCGCAGAAAUGACUACGAUGUAGCUUUAUUGUGGAGAAAUAUUAGUGACAUGAUAGUAAAGACUCUCAUUGUUGCCGAACCUCAUAUUUUACACGCGUACAGAAUGUGCCGACCAGGAGCGCCAGCAGUUGGUGAUAGCGUCUGCUUUGAAGUACUUGGAUUUGACGUUCUCAUUGACAGAAAGUUAAGACCUUGGUUACUAGAGAUCAAUAGAUCACCAAGUUUUGGAACAGAUGAAAAGAUUGACUUUGACAUCAAAUCAGCACUUAUAGAGGAUACCAUCAGACUCUUAAAUAUCAAAAUGAGUGACAAAAAGAAAAACAUGACAGCUCAGAAACUUGAAGCACAGAAACGUCUGUUCCGUCCAUCAAAACGUGUCUCAGACACUGCCGAUAUGACAGAGUAUGAUAAAAAACGUGCCAGUAUUGAACGGAGAAAGGAUGAACUGAAAGAGCUACUGUCAAGAGUAAAGAAAGCGGGUUCAAGAGAAGAAUAUGAGAAUCGGAAUCGAGGUCGGUUUAUACGGAUAUUCCCUUCUGAUGACAAAGUGAGGCAAGGAAAGUACAUCCAUCUUCUGGAGGCGGCCUAUUCUACCUUCAUGUCUGGGAGAGCUACCUCUAUGCAUAAAGAAAUACAGCUUAUCUACAACAAUAAAUUGAAGGAAUCCGAUAUAAUGGACAUGAUAGCAGAAUGUGAAUCAGAUGAACAGCAGGGUAGAUUGAGCUUUGAGGGUAAACGGGUUGCAGGCACUAGAGGACCAAAGCCAUUGGCCAGUAUGCCAUCUUCGGACCAGUUCCCAGGGACAGACAGGGAAGAAGAUGAAGAGGAGAGUGAAUCAGCUUCACCGCCAAGUUCUCCGUAUCACAGAGGCUCAAGGUCACGACCUGGGUCUGUAAACAGUAGACUCAGCAAUAACAGAACACCAAGUAUAAUGGGUUCGCGUCCAAACUCGGGGAUGGUUCAGCCUGGUGGCCGACCCAUGAGCAGUGUAGGGCCAGGCCAAUCAAGAUCAUUGUCUCGGCAAGCUGGAGGACAGAAACUGACGAACAUUCAAAGAUCAAAUGUGGAUGAUAACUUUUUGACAAAUGUGAUACGUGAGAGAGAAGAAGAGCUUGUACGCCGGACGUUGCAGGCUCUCAAUGACAUGAGAAUAAAGUUUCCCGGUAAAUCUGACCAGGAGGCAGACACAAUUCUAGAUAAGUUGUAUGAGAACUGGAAAUUCCAUAAACCAAGAAUUGCAUCCUACUGGCUAGUUAAACUGGAUUCAAUCAAAAGAAGAAAGGUAAUAGACAUUGUGAGGUCAAAUGUACGAGCAGUAUUGCAGCGUACCUGGCGGGUAACAGAUGUAGAUAGUCUACCUGUGUAUCGUAUGUUCAGCCGCGUGUUCAACAGAUUACUAUGGAGUCAUGGACAAGGACUUUGGAAUUGUUUUGCUUCCUCAGGAAAUCAGGCCAGUUGGGAAACCAUAUUCAGUAAGAGUUCAGAUACUGUUGAUGAGGUGGAAUUAAAUUGUUGUCGUCGUAUUGUUCAGCUGUGUAAAGACUGCCUGCUUAUUGUAUACCAGUUUGCUGCAGAGGCAAAAAAUGCAUCACAGGGUGGUGAUAGAGAAAAUGAAGCACAAGUAACACAGAGGAGUGAGAGUAAGCCAUCUUUGAUUCCUCCAAACACCCAGACAAUGAGUCAGCGAUACAGUAAGCUCUACGCACGAACAGAGUCCACCUCAUGAUGACUGCUUCAUGAACAGUUAUACCUGUGCAAUCAUUAAAAAUGUGAUAAGUAUGAUAAAACAGUGUACCAAGUGAGAGACAAACCAGUGCAAGUCUCAGUCCCUACCUUCAAACAACAAAUCUCCAAAACCCACACAUAAUCUCUACAACUGACAGAAAACUGAAAAUUUAAAAGCUGCAUAAAAGACGAAAACAUCGAAGACACUCCAAGAAAUGCUACAUCAAAAACUGGGUGAAGAAAACUUGAACAUGAAUGUAUAUAAAAUAAUUCUGUAAUGUCUGUAUUUCUAAAAACUGUAGAAGCAGACCUUGAACCUUGAAUACAAUUGCACCAGUCUUGAUGAAAUAAAAUUUCAUAUACUUUUGAAAUGAGAGUUGCUGAAAGUAGGGGAGUCCAAUACUUACCUUAAAUGGAAUUUAAUGACCAAUGUUUUCAUGAGGCUAUUGAUCCAAUGUUUUCAUGAGGCUAUUGAUCCAGUGUUUUCAUGAGGCUAUUGAUCCAGUGUUUUCAUGAGGCUAUUGAUCCAGUGUUUUAAUGAGGCUAUUGAUCCAAUGUUUUCAUGAGGCUAUUGAUCCAAUGUUUUCAUGAGGCUAUAGGUCCAAUGUCAUAUUUUCUUCGUCUGUUGUGUUAGAGAUGAUUUCUACAGUUAUUAUUUUUCUGAAUACCAGUUUUGAGAUAGAAUGAUUAAAAACAGAUCAAUCAUUAAGACCUAAAAAAAGUUCUAGAAGUUUAUUUCUUUUAAAAAAGACUUACAUGUAUAUAAUACAUAAACUUGGGCAUUUUUCUCAUUAAUGAAGGAACAAAUGAUUUUCAGCUCAUCUAUUCUACCACAAAACAUAUCUAAUUGUAGUCUGACUUUCUUAAAUAUUGAAAAUUAUUGUUACCAAUUGUAAUAAAGUAAAACUGAAAUACUUAAAGGACAUUUUAAAGAAUAUUUUUGCAUAUUUUGGAAGUUUUGCAUUUUUAAAAAAUUGAGAAAAGCAGUAUUAGGAAGAAACUCAAUGUUUUUAUAUUUCUUAUUUUGUAUUAGUUGGUUGAGGUCUACAAAUAAAAAAAAUCAGAAAUACUGACAGAAGAAUUUAAAAAAAGAAGAACCUGUAGAGAUCGUUGUUAAGGCAGUACUAGUAACAUUGGGGCAGUGCUUGUAACACAGGGGCGGUACUUGUAACACAGGGGCGGUACUUGUAACACAGGGGCGGUACUUGUAACACAGGGGCGGUACUUGUAACACGGACGUUUCUGGUAACAUGGGUGGUUCUUGUAACAGGAGAAAUGGUUGGAUGAGAAAAUAUCAGUCUGAUGAUGAUUAAUCCCUUGGUUAUAUAUGUUUUGUUAUUGUUGGAAUAGAUUUUGUGGUUUUUAGUUAUUUCUGAACACCAAGAAUGGUUAAUAUCUCUUUACAAUGUUUUAUUUUAUUAGCUCACCUGUCAAAAUUUGUUAAUUUUUACCUUGUGAACAGGACAGAAGUGACAUUUUACAUUCAAUUUUAACCACACUUACACACAAAUUAAGUCACAAUAAGGUCUCGAUUCCUUUUGAAAACCGGCUAGAUUCCUUCAUGCAUUCUAGAGUUACUGCCCCUGAAAGGGGCAAAAUUUUCUGUUUUGGCCCUUUCAGCCAUAUUGAGGUUUCAUUUAUGCUUUGAUUUGAUACAAACUAUCACUGAAUAUUUAUCUUGAUGAUCUCUAGGCCAAGUUCAAAACUGGGUCAUGUGGGGUGAAAAACUAGGUCACCAGGUCAAAUCAAAGGAAAAGCUUGUUAACACUCUUGAGGCCACAUUUAUCUUUAUGAAACUUGGUCAGAAUGUUUAUCUUGAUGAUUCCUAGGCCAAGUUUGAAACUGGGUCAUGUGGGGUCAAAAACUAGGUCACCCACUCAAAUCAAAGGAAAAGAUCAGCUUUGAUGUUGAUACAGUUUUUAUGUGAUGAUUUGGUAAUGAUUUUUGGUGACUCAGAAGUUUAUUUAACAGUAUUUGCUCAGUUUAUUUAACAAGAUUUGUGAAAUACAAUUUCUUCAAAUAUCUUUUGAAAUGAGAGUUGCUGAAAAAUAAAUUGUCAAAUACUUAUUUUAAAUGGAAAUUAAUAUCCAAUGUUUUCAUGAGACUGUUGGUCCAGUAUCAUAUUUUCUCAUAUUUUCUUGUGUGAAGUGUAUGUAAGUGAUGCAUACAUAACAAUGUAUUUCCUCUUGAUUCAAGAUUUUCACCAAGACUAAACACAACAUUUUAACUAUUUUCAUGCAAAAUUUUAAAUAACUCUUUCUAGUCGUGGUUAACAAGGUAUUUUAAAACUUUAAAUUUCAUUACAGUAUUAAACAAAACAGGAUAAAAGGCCUUUAGUUGAGUGCUGGAACAGCCUAAUUGUUUUUGUUUUCCUGAAAGGUAUUUUCAAUGUUGUUCUUGUUUCCAUCUACUUUGAGCUGUUGAACACAAUGUCUGUUGUUUUCAUACUUGUCCAUAAAUGAAAUGAAAUGUCAAAGUCCUCCAUUUGAAACUGGUACAAACUUGACACAUAACUGACCCAUAAAAACAGUUGUAAUCGUCUACUUAGACUGAGGCACUAUGACAAAAUUCAUCUUUAGUAUAAAAAGGCUCUAUGUCAACAUAAUCAGCCUUUCUUUCUUGUGAGCUGAUGCAAUGAUUAAGGUUCUGUACCCUCUCAUAUUUUAAUGACAAUAUAUGUAAAAAAAAACUUUUUUGAAUUAAUUAGUUAUGAAUGUGUAUAUCUGCAUCAAAAGUAAUUACUUUCAAAUGAAAUUGAGGUUUUUUAAAGACUGCUUUACCAGAAUUGUUUGUGACGUUUAAAUCUAGUUGACAAAUGUCAUUUUAUUCCUACUAAAGAAUGUUUAAAGACUGCUGAGUGAUCAAAAUUUAAAUCACAAUUACUUGUGCUGAACAAGGUAUGAAACCAAUACUCUUCCAACCAUUUGUUUGGUACCCAGAAUGGCCCCUGUGAUAGAGGAUACUGUUGAUAAUUUGUGCUUAUUUUGUAUAACGUAUAAAUUCGGGUAAUCUUGCAAACAUGUUAGUAUAGAUGAUAACAAGCAUAUUGUAUACAUAAUUAUGUCAUACAGAAAAAAGAGAACAAGUAAGCUUCCAAAGGGUUUUCUUACAGAUUUGAUAAACCUUCAGCUGUCUAAAAGUGUCAUUUGACUGCCAUUAAAAGUUGCCCCAUUCUAGGACUCUUGUGACUAUUUCUGGUGCUUUGUAAUUUCAUAAUUUUAACUUCUGUUGAAGCAGUGGUUAUGGGGCAUUAUGGGUAUUGCAUUUUCAAUAUUUACUCCAUCUAACCAAAAAUGCUCUUAUUUUGCUUGGGUGUGCUCUGUUCAUCCAAAGGAUGUCUUACACUAAUAUUUCAUAAACAAACAUGUCACUAGUUUGUAUCUUGCUGGAAAUUUAAUGAAGAGAAAUAGGUAUAUUUGCUUAAGAUAUGGAUACUAAUGCACAUAAUUUUGUCUUUGCGUAUUCUGUUUAGGUCCUUAGUGAAUGAAAUUCAUCAGUCAUGCUUUUGAUAGAUUUGCCAUAUUGUUAUUUGUGGAAUUUAGUACGAAUAUAAACCUUUCUAGAGUUUUGCAUAUUGGCUAUAAACAUAGACUCUUCUAGUAUCAGGUACCAGCCAUGAUAAUCACUUCCAUUCAUCAUAGCAUUUUCUGUAGGAAGAUUCAGCUGGUUCCCUGCAUUGGUAUGCCCUAUACCAAAUUCUAGCUCCCUACUUUUGCAAGGAUUAAGGCAAGCAGUCAACUGUGGCAGGGGGCCAGUUGAGCCAGUUGGCUUCCUGCUUUGGUCUGCUCCUUGGUUCAGCUUGUACCCAGCUACAUCAGGCUGUCUGCCUUGGUUCCCUGUAUAUCAAACUUGGCCGCCAGUUGUAACCAUGGCUACAGUCCUGCUUCAGCUAGCUCCCAGCUUUAUUUUACUCCGUUAUGUACUGGUUAUUUAAUUAGUCUAUUUUCAUUGUGAACAUACAGUAGUAUGUUUUUGAAAUUCCCCAUAGUUUUUCUUUGUUUCAAACACACAGCUUUUAACUAAACUUGGUUUUAUAGCAUUCUAGCAAUGAUAUCUUUGGUUCUUCCGCAUUGUGCAUAGGGGUUGCCAUGGCUGAAAAUAGAAAAGAAAACCUGCUUCAUCUCAUAUAAGAGUUACUUGAUCUAACUUAACUUUCUAAGCAUUCUUGCAUUCUUGUAUCAUGUUACUGUCCCCUCCCUCUUGAUAUUUACCAAACUUGGUCAGGAACUUUAAUCUUCCUAAUACGGGACAUUCUAUAUCUUCAUAGGUCAUGUAAGUAACCAUUUUUUUACCAUUUGGGCUGUAUGCUUUCAUUUCAUAUUGUAUGUGGAUUAUGAUAGCCGAUAUUUGAAUAGGGUAGAUGUAUUAUCAUACUCUGGUACAUUAGAUAAAAUCACUUGUUAUGUCUGUGAAGUUUGUGUUGCAGUUUGAUACCUGCACUUGUUAGCAAGUCUUUUAUCAUUUUAGUUCUAUGUUUUAUUGCAAUCAUAUAAAUCAUUUUACAAUAGAAAUUAAUGUUUACAAUGGUAGCUUGCUACAAAUGCAGAAAUGGUCAUUUUUUAUGAUCUUAGGCCAUGUAAACUUACUUUGCCUUAUUGUUGAAAGGAAAUCAGGUGAACACAAUUUAACAAGAGCAACUGUAUUUUGACAGGUUGGGUUUUCCAUAAUGUUGCUAUUUUUAACAUAAAUUUCACCUUUUUGCAUAAGCAGGUGCCCAGUUUAGAAAAUGGAACAUUUCUUUAUGACUUUCAGCUUCAGUGCAUUGAAAUAAAAUGUGAAACAUUUAUUUUAGAGAACACCUUUAUAGAUAUUUUUAUUAUUUUUUUAAUCUCUGUGAAUGUUUCUCAAUGGUUAUAGCCACUGUUUAAGUUUGUUAAAAUGAUCUAACUGCUUUAGUUACUGUUUCUGUUAUAGUAUAUAAGAUAGCUGCUUUACUAUUGCUCUAUUUAAUAAAUUCAUUAAAACUAA
Mercenaria mercenaria is the source of this 7991-nucleotide messenger RNA. Its product is annotated as tubulin polyglutamylase TTLL7-like. Lineage: Eukaryota; Metazoa; Mollusca; Bivalvia; Venerida; Veneridae. Bases 289 to 3024 code for a protein of 911 amino acids. The record is from RefSeq and is a predicted model, not a curated record. Gene Ontology annotation, cellular component: cilium. Gene Ontology annotation, biological process: protein polyglutamylation; microtubule cytoskeleton organization. The transcript is spliced from 18 exons. Gene Ontology annotation, molecular function: tubulin binding; tubulin-glutamic acid ligase activity.